Molecule: messenger RNA, 4137 nt
Organism: Marchantia polymorpha subsp. ruderalis
Lineage: Eukaryota; Viridiplantae; Streptophyta; Marchantiopsida; Marchantiales; Marchantiaceae
Source: the annotation of a GenBank genome assembly
GAACGGGAUCGCUUCAUCUCGUGCCGCUGUGCAGCUUCUGGCUGCAGGAACCAUUGAGGCCAUGGCGAGGAGAUUACGGCGAAGCUCGAGCCCUGCCCCCGAGAUGGUGGCGAAGCGGCCGAAGACGAUGGAUCUGGACCAAGUGAAAGUGGUUUUCGAUUCCCCUUUCGAAGAUUUCGAGUUCGAGGAUCGUGAUCUUGAGUGGAUUGAUUCGAUGGGGUUGACGAAACUGGCGAAAAUCAUGCGAAGUGGCAUGGGUGUGAAUGAAUGGCGAGGCGUGUGCAUGAGUUUCAUCCGAAGCUUCCGUGCGGUCGAUGCGUCGGGUCUUCGUUACCGAGCAACAAUUCGAGCUGGUCAGCAGACCCAUGACAUCGACAUUGAUGUGAAGAAGAUUGCAGAAAGCUUCCAACUGCCGCAUGUUCCUGGCGGGAUGCAUCUUGGCGGCAUCAGAGAAGCGCAGUGGAAAGACGGUUUUGACAUAUUUGAAAGGAGCGAGUUCACUUACAGCAUGAAAAAAGGUUGGUGUCUUAAGAAUCUGAAGCCUGCGUACAUGUACAUGAAGAAGAGAUUUGACCUUCUUCGGCGAAUGAUAUGGUUUAACAAACAAUCCAGCUAUAUCGGAAAUGUGCAAGCUCGUACCAUCUUUGAAAUAUGUACGAUGAAGGACGCCAGACAACCUGAUUGGGCAACAGGCUUCCUGAAGAGUUUCGUCUAUGAGAUUGAGCGAAUUCGCAAGUUGACAGGACCUGACGCGCAAAACAUUAUACGCGGUUAUCAAAUCCACACCCUCGUAGGACCAGCCAUUCGACAGCUCAUCCGUCUACAAAUUCUGUUUGAAGAGAAGGAAAAUGUUCCUCCAAAAACUGAUGAAAACGUGGGCAAGCGAGUUGUGAGUUUGUCAGGUGUGACGAUAUGCAGGGGAGCUCCGGUGGCUGCUGAUGUUCUACGAGACACAAUGUCAUCUCGUCAAUCUAGUUUCGUUCACUCAUGUCCGCAACAAGCAUCCGAAAAUUUGGUACAACAGACGACGAGCAACAUCGAACAACAGGAGCUUUCAAUUCCUGCUGAAGUUGAAGAUGAGCGAGAGCCAAUGUCAUUCGAAGCAGAUGAUAUGGCUAUUCCAGGUCUUGAUGAUUACUUGUCAAGCGAAUCUGGUGGUAAAAGUUCAACCACAUCUGUCGGGAAAAGUUUGUUUAGAACCAGUGACGGGAAUUUCACAGCUGAGAAUGGAAAGAACCCAAAGACUUGCAAAAACCUGAUCGAUGAUCAUGACAUAUGUACACAUGAGAAUUCAAAGAGUCAGAAUAUCAACUUGCUUUCGUCAAGAGUAUGGAGCCAGGAAUCACAUAAAUUAAAUAAGGAGGUGAUUGCGCUGAGCUGUGAUAAAGACGGACCGAUGCAAGAUCAGAACAUGAGAGAUGACUUCAUUCGAGGAGUUCAAUUUGUAACGAGAAGAAUCGAUUCUGUCGGGGGUAUAUUACUGGGAUCGGCACAUAUGGACCAGUAUGGUGACUACGUCAAAUAUGCCUUGAAGGCACUAAAUUACUUCUUUCGUGUGUAUCGAAACUACAACAAUCCAACAAUCGAAACAGAAGAUCUUGACAUCGACAGAGAUGUACCGGGAGAUAUAUUGUGGGAGAUUCUUGUAAGUUUAACUUCAAAGGUUUUAGGUUACCAAGGUUCCAAGGCAGUAGCGGAGCUCUCUUGGCAUCUAAUACGGCAUGCCACCAAGACCAAUUUUAUGAAGAUUGCAGCAGAUCCUCGCGCCUUGUGUAUCAUCUUGGAAUGCUUAACAGGAAAAUUUAGUUGCACGAUAUCAAAGAUUUAUGCCGUCAAGUCGUUGAAAAUGUUGGUGAAGCAGUAUGAUUGUGCUGAAACGAUUCUCAAGUUCCCAGGUAUACCUGAAGGACUGGCAAUGUUGACGAGGACAGAUGAAGAAAAACGGUUGCACUCAAAAGUUAUCACCUUGCUGGCAUCUUUAAUUGAUUUGAGCAGCGGAACGUGUGACCUGGUGGUGAGGCUUCCAAGCUUUUGGGAUGUUCUUUCUGACAACAUAUUCAUGGCGAGGUUUGACUUAGGACCGGUUUUAAGAUUAAUUCAUUCAAUCUCGAGAGCGAGUCAUCAAUGUCGAGUGAUUCUUGGGACUCUGCCAGGAAUCACAGAGUUCCUUAUUUACAGUGGUUCGGAUCAACCACUUACGUUGGAAAUCCUCAGCAGUCUUUUAGCAACUGAAGAAUACAGAGCAGUCUUAGUCGCCUUCCCCAACGUGGUUGAAAAACUGAUGAACCUCCUUUCAGAGGCCAACAAUACUCGUAUUCUUUUCCCAUUAGUUCACUCCAUAACUCUCUUGGAUACUGAAAAAACCUGUGACAUUCAAUAUUCCGAUGCGGUGGCGGCUCAUUAUGGAAAUUUCGGAAGAGGUUGUGCAUUGCUACAACAGAAGUUUUACCAGUCAGCUGUCAGCGAGUUGGAAAAAGCAAGUAAAGCUGAGUCGCUCUAUGGCUUCCCAUUAGUCCAGGAAAAGGCUAAUCUCUGCCGUGCUUUCGCCAAGGCAAUGCUUCGGGAUCUUGAUGGAGCACUGACUAGUCUUGAGAUGAUGAACCCCAAGAUGAUGGAGUUUUCUCUAGACUGGGAAAAGAGCGUUGUACUUUGCUUGAGAUGCGAGUUUAAGAGGGCUCUUGCAGCGUCAGAGAACAUGGUCCUAGAAGGUGAAUGGUCAGAUACUCAAUUCAAGCGUGACCGCAACUACUGGAAGCACCGAGCUUACGUUCAUUUUCUAGUUGGAGACGAAGUUCAAUGCCAGAAGGAUGUAGAAGAAGCCUUGAAAGCCAGGCAAACGGCUAGGUAUGAUCCGGAGUACUGGUCGUGUCCACAACUGCUGCGGCUACCUUUGGAGUACAUGGCAUUGGCACAUGUUACUACAUUAUUGUUAUCUUCUGUUGGAACCCAAGCUGCUGGCCCAGGUACAAUCAUGGACAAAACAGCAAGAACGAGCUGGGGUUCAUCGGAUGAAUUUCCUCAUCUAGAGAAAUUGGCUCCUUGUCUGUUGCGCAUAUCGAAUUAUACUUCUCUUUCAGACGCAGUCUUCAAUCACUCGUUGGAGGUACCAGAUUCGGACAUUCGCUCGCUGUCUGUUGCACAUCUCCGAGAAAUGAAGUGCAUUAUUCCGUCUUCUUGGGAAGAGAUACUAGGAUUUUCAGUUUGUAGAGAUCCAACCCACAUAUGCUCAGUGCUGGCGAGCUUGGACAACGACACCAAGCAGGAGAACGGAGGAGUUCUCUGCGAUACUAAAUCCAGAUCCAACAAAAAGGGUUCUCCUGUGGAGAUUGUUAGACAAGAACUCGCUACUAGUGGUGGUGGUCGGGGCCUUUCGAUCAUUUUGAAGUCGAUGGGUAUGACUCUACCAGGAAAGCUCGCGAAUACAGAGGAUAGUAUCAUAGAGUCAGAGUUAUUCGUUAUACUCGAAGAUUUCGUCACAAUUCUCAACGAAGACCCAGACAUUUAUCCACAUAUCCACUCUCAAGUUCUUCGAAGCCUUACACAUUUGAUCGACCGACAAUUUCGGACGGGGCUUUCGAUGGAGGAGCACAUUCAAUACAACAGGAAUCUCAUCCAGCAUUUCUCGAACUGUCUGGACAGAGUGGUUGAGCUGUCAAAUUUCGACAAGAACCAUUUGGUUCAAAAUUCAGCAGAGGAACUGCUUUCAAAACUAUCAAACUAUGUUCGUGGACAGAAGUAGAAACAUAGUGGGGGAGAAAGUUAGAUUUCCCUCGAGUCAAGAGGAAGACUGCAAAAGUCAUCAUCAAUUUGCUGUGUGCAUGGCAUUACGUGUUCUUUUCCAUGUAAAGAGGGAGAGAAUUGAUUUGAGUCGAUAGACCUGGCGAGCUUAAGGAAAGGGAAUAUGCCUCAGAACUUCAGAACUUCCAGAACUGUACAUUUCUUUCCUUCAGAAAUUGAAUAAUUCGAUGUUUCAUGGCUGUGUUGUGAGCAUACAAUCUCAUUAAGGUCGGGUUGGAUGGGCCAGUGUCAAUCCUCAUAAGUCCCGCUAUCUGGUCCACGCAGGGCCGCCAGACUGUGUCUGAUUGAGGGAUCGGAAAAGCAUUUGUCAUUGUCCUUGUGGACAAAGACAACCAGAGA